AUGCCACGGAGAUCGGCCGGUACCCGUACUGGGCUGGAUGAUCAGGAAGAGGGCGAUCUAAGUCGGUACUUCAAUUUAGCCAUGAAGGAGUACGAGGCGGAUCAACGUACAGCUCAGCGAAUGAAUCGACAGCCAAACCGCUACCCAGAUCGACGUACUUUGCUCCAACCCUCACACGAAAGCCAUGACAUGCCGGAUGUGGAGAUGGAAUCGGUGGAGUCGGACACUUACCAACAGAUCCAUCAUGGGGCGGAAUACGACCCGGAUGAUUUAUGA
This is a messenger RNA of Peronospora matthiolae, 276 nucleotides long. Lineage: Eukaryota; Oomycota; Peronosporomycetes; Peronosporales; Peronosporaceae. The record is from the annotation of a GenBank genome assembly.